Molecule: messenger RNA, 1995 nt
Organism: Eupeodes corollae
Lineage: Eukaryota; Metazoa; Arthropoda; Insecta; Diptera; Syrphidae
Product: TBC1 domain family member 19
Exons: 10
Coding region: 355-1854 (499 amino acids)
Source: RefSeq, a predicted model, not a curated record
ACUUCGAGUUUUCGGGUAGUUACUUUCUUAACAUCGGAAGAAUGAAACAGUUGUACUCACGAUGACUUUAUGAGUGAAUAUGUUUUAUCAUUUCUUCUUUUUAAAACUCGUUAUUAUUUGUUGUUUAUUCAAAAACAAAACUUGUUAAUAAAUAAUAUAGUUAAAACUUAGCAACAAGUAAAAGUUUAACAUUCCAUCAAUAUCACAACUCUUGCGCAUAAACACAAAUCAAAAGUUUGAUCGAUAUUUCUUAUUUUGAUUUUGAAACAACAAAAUAAAUUUAUUUUUAUAAUUUGUUUUACAAAAAUAACAAUUUUAUCUUUAUUUUAUAAUAAUUAAUUACAAAAAUUAAAUAUGCAAGAACUCAAAAAUACAAGUAUUCAUCAUACGGCCCUUAAAUUAACCUCUGACAUUCAAGCUAUGAAAAUCUAUGCAUCUUUGUAUAAAACUGUUCAGAAACUCGUUUGUCAACCGGACGUUAAUAAGAAUGAUUUAAGAAAUACUCUUGAAGCAACCAUUAAGUCGACAGGACUUGAGACUGAAAUUCGAAAUAUUAUUUUUGACCUGGUUAAGUGUUCAUUGAAUAAAGAAGUCAAAACAACUCCUCCUGGAGUGAAUGAUCCCUUGGGUUAUCUUAAAAGAUCUGCUGUCCAGUGGGAUAGAAGAGUUAGAAAAUCACUGAAUUCAAUGUGCAAUGAACUUAAAAUGCCUCUGCAAGGCCAACCAAGAUGCUUGACAGACCGCGAAGAAUUCCUUUUAAAAUGGGAAGAACUAAGCAAUUACACAACCGAUUUGGCUAUUUUUCGACCAGUCUAUGCUCCAAAAGAUCUUUUGGAUGUUCUUUUGUCACUCAAAGGUCCCAGUCGAUCACUGGACAACAACGACCAAAUUCCAAAAUGGGAGUUUUCACACAUUUCUUUACCAGUUAAAAAUUUAUUUGAUUUGCGAUCUCACUUCGCUGAAUUAUUGCGCCAGGAUAUAUCCUACGACAUCAACAUUCAAUGCCAGAAGAUCUUAGACUACAAACACGCGCCAUUAUGCCAACAAAUUCUCAAAAAAGGCAACACGCCAGCUCCCUAUCGUGGAUCAUUAUGGGCUUAUAUUCUUGGGAGUCAUAUAAAUGUCCAUAAUAUGGCACAUUGGAAUAAAUUAAAGAGCAAAGUUCUAACAACCGAUCAUAUUGUUGAUAAACUUAUUUUCAAAGAUAUUCAACUGACAGCUUCAAAUGAUGAUCAAUAUUUUGUUUUCGAAGAUGUUCUUUAUCAAGCAAUGCUGUGUUUCUCAAGAGAUUGGGAAAUAUCAGAGAAAAUUCAAUUUGAAACAUUUCCCCUGAAAGGCAAACAAUACGAUGGUCCACCAUCGGGGGUUGUACCAUUCCAUGGGAUUUGUAUGUUUGCUGCUCCUUUUUGCUAUCUCUAUGAUUCACCGAUGAAAUUGUAUUUCACAUUUCGAGCAUUCUACAUAAGGUAUUGCCAUAGGCUGACAACCAUCAAUACUCACCCACAGGGUAUUGUAAGCCUCUGUUUGUUGUUUGAAAAAUUACUUCAAACCCAUGAGCCACAAUUAUGGUCUCAUUUUCGAGAGUUACAAAUUCAACCAAUUCGAAUUGUUUUUAAAUGGCUUAUGAGAGCAUUUAGUGGUCAUCUUCCUCCAGAUCAAUUACUUGUUCUUUGGGAUUUGAUGCUUGGUUUUGAUAGCUUGGAAUUACUUUCACUCUUUGCAAUUAUCAUCUUGAGUUUUCGCAAAGAAAGUAUUAUGCAAGUUUCAUCUUUAGAUAAUAUUGAAGCAAUUCUUUCGGAUCUUUCGUCGAUUAAAGUUUUGCCUCUAAUUCAAUUAGCUUUAAGUCGAGAUUGAGACAAACAAAAACGAUAGCAAACAAAAAUGUGAAAUUUAGUAAUUUGUAAGAUAAAUUUAUAGCAAAAUAUUAGAAAUAUAAAAAAAGACAAGAAAAUUAAAAUAAUACAACAAAUCUAGUCAAAUAUACAAAGGAAAUAA